Chrysoperla carnea is the source of this 2556-nucleotide messenger RNA. Its product is annotated as anillin-like protein 1. The coding region runs from base 43 to 2556 and encodes 837 amino acids. Gene Ontology annotation, cellular component: actomyosin contractile ring. NCBI's taxonomy places the organism in Eukaryota, Metazoa, Arthropoda, Insecta, Neuroptera, Chrysopidae. Gene Ontology annotation, biological process: septin ring organization; actomyosin contractile ring assembly; mitotic cytokinesis. The transcript has 7 exons. The record is from RefSeq and is a predicted model, not a curated record.
GUUUAACGAGUUUGAUUUGUGUAAAUAAAUAAAAUUUUUAGUAUGGAUGUUUAUCAUAAACCAGAAAUAUUUGUAAGGAGAAUGCUAUAUAAACCAAAUUGGUGGAAGGAUUAUUUUAAUCCAGAACAAGUUCAUUUGCAAUCAUCAAUAUUACCAGUGAGAGAUUCAACAAUAUUUUGGGAUAUUCCUGCAUCAAAUCAAAUUGACGAAGAUGUUGAAAAUAAUAACAUGAAAAGUAUUCAACAAAAGAAAAACAUUAUUGAAAUAGAAAAUAAUUUAAAAAAUAUAAAAUUAAAAGAAAAUACACCGCCAAAACAAUUGAUCAAAGUUAAAAUGUUUGAUAUGGCAGCGAAAGAAAAGACAGAAAUUAUUAAUAUACCAAAGAAAAAUGAAAAUAAUAAUUCAGAAUGUAUAUUUCAAGAAAACAAAUCAAAACCAUUAAGUCCAAUAUAUUCUGCAACAGAUAAUCGAUUAAGACAUAGAAAUAGUCUUAAAAAAGAAAAGUCUCCACCACCACAACCACUUGAACGAAAUUCAACAUGGCAAAGAAUUUUAGGAUUAGAAAAUGUUCCAUUCACUUCUGCUGAAGGGAAAAUAAUCAAAGAUCUAGUUUUGGAAAGAUUUGAAGCUAAUAAAUUAAAUAAAGAAAAUGAAGCAUCCUCGAAGAAUUUACAAGAAAUCAUUAACAGAUUUAAUAACAACAAUAAUUCAAUAACCAGACGUUCAUUAAAUCCACCAAAAGAAUUUCAAAAAGAAUCUUUACAACGAAAUAUAACUUCAUCAGACGAAGAAAAUUAUAGUCCCUCGAAACUAUCAUGUAAAAUUCAAAAAAUGACAAAAGAUAUCAAUGCAAAUUUUGAUCCAAUAUCUUUUAAAAAAAUGGAAGAUAUAAAUUUACAAACGACUCCGUUAUUAUAUCCAAAAUUAUCACCUGCAAAGUCAUUCUAUCAUGGUUCUGAUUCUGAAAAAAAUCUAUCAAGUUUAGAUUCAAAUUUAUCAUCGUCAGAACCGUCAGUGGAAACUGAUUUUAGCGGAGGCAGUUCUUUUCGAAAUGAUCCAAGUUUUGAUGCAGAUAAAUUUUUAGGAGAUGCAUUAGGCGAUGAGUUCUAUUCCAGUGUUAGCACAACAGGAAAUGGUGUUCAAAAACAGAUUCCGCUACUUUCGUCAAACAAUCAAAAUAAUGGUGGUGUGGAAUGUGCAUCGUUAUCAUACAAUGAAAUCCAGAGUGUUUGUACAGCUGAAGCAUCAGAUUUGUUAUCACAUCGUGAUAUUCCAUCAACAAUAAAUAUGAAGUAUUCAAUAAAAACGAAUACAUCGUUAGAAAGCUCACAUGACGGUAGUAAUGGCAGUAACGGUAGUAACAACAGUAGUAACAGAUUGAAUAGCAAUGAUAAGAAAAUCAUGUAUUUAAUGCAACAAGCUGCUGAACAACAUUACCAUAUGCAACAAGCAUCAAAAGCAUUAUCAAUUUGUCGUAUUACUAAAGAAUUUACAUUUAGUGAAGAACGUUUAGAAGCUGAACGUUUAUUACUUUUAGCAGUGUUAAAAAAUCGUGCAAUUUUAGAAGAAAUUAAUCGUAUGGAUCAUGAAGGUACAUACAAUGAAAAUUAUCAACAAGGAAAUCUAACUAUAUCAAAUAUACGAGUACCAAUAACAAGAUCAAACAGUGAUUCAAUACAUAAAAAAUUUUGUAAUUUUUCACAAUGGUAUUUAUGCAUUGGAAUUUAUGGAUCACAAUUACAUUGUUCCAAAAUUAAAACAUCUAAUGCUGAAAAUGAGUUACACUUUGACGAACCUAUGUCAUUUGUUAAUUUACCACCGGAUUUUGUUCUGGAUUUAUAUAUUUAUUAUUUGGAACAACCCAAGAAUAUACGAAAUUUUAGUCAUACAUCUAAAUAUCAUUUGGACACGGCUUACAAAUGUCCAACACCCAGAAAAUUAUUUAAAAAACAUGUUUAUAAUAAAAACUCAACAGUUAGUCGUACUUCAUUGAAUGAUUACAUACGAACUCCCUCAUUUAAGUUGGCUGGUCAUAUUAAACUUGAUAUGAAUAAUUUGAAUAGUAAUUGUCAUCGGGAUUUAAAGUCAGUACAUCGUUAUUUGCAUGGAACAAUUUAUAUGGAGAUUGCAACAAAUCUACAAAUAUUUGUCAAAUGUUCUGGAUUUUUAACAUUUGGCUCAGAGGCAGGUGGUUAUCCUAGUUGGAAUCGACAUUGGUGUUCAUUGGAUGGUCAUUACUUAAAGUUUUGGAAUUAUCCAUCGGAUGCAGACGUUAAGGAUCCGAUUGGAGUUAUUGAUCUGAAAAAAUGUAUAACACCAUGGAUUGAAAUUGCAAGUGAACAAAUUUGUUCAAAACCACGAACACUAUUAAUUGAAACUGCACGGCCAAAGGGACCCGAAGAUAAAAACUCAUUAAUUAUGGAAUGUAUUGACAAUCAAACUAUUAUACGAUAUUUGUUAUCAUGUGAUACAGACAGUGAUCUUAAAAAAUGGUCAAAACAAUUAAAUUUGGUUGUGACAUUUUUAAAAAUUUGGAAUUUAUUAGAUCACAGUUAG